AUGAAGAGCGCAGGCGCGUUACUGCCGUCACUCCAGCAUCCUUUCAGUUCGCAUCCGACCACCACGGCCUCCGCCUACAACCGCAAAGAACCACCAGGUGUUCGUUGUUAUAACCCUAUCAAGCAUUUGGGCGGGCGUGAGAACGCCUGCCGCCGCGCGACGAGCAAACGCGCAAACAUAUUCUCCGCGGUGAACAACUUCUUCGCUGAUUCGCCGCUGGUGAAUCAGCUCAAGGGUAUCAUGACUCGACAAACAAGCAGCAGCGGGGGAGAGCCGGGUCCCCCCGAUGAAGCUUCCCGCCCUGAAAGCAGAGAGCCUCCAUCAUUGGCCAUCAGCCCCACAGAUAGCCUGCUGUCUGAUCAGUCUAUAACCCCAUCACGACAACCUCAGAGGCAGGUAACAUUCUUGAAGCCAGCAGCUGACACGAACCUGGACAGGAAAGCAUCCAUCGUGGACGAAACAACGGGAAUCACUAGGACCCAAAUGAAAGAGUUUCGUGAAGCGUUCCGUUUGUUUGACAAAGACGGAGAUGGUACCAUUACUAAGGAAGAAUUGGGACGGGUCAUGCGCAGUCUUGGUCAGUACGCGAGGGUCGAGGAGCUCCAAGAUAUGCUGCAGGAGGUGGAUAGAGAUGGCGACGGGAACGUGAGCUUCGAAGAAUUCGUGAGCAUCCUCUCCAAGUCGAUGUCUGGUCCUGCCGGUGGUACUAGCUCGGCUGAGCAAGAGGAGCGCGAACUGAGGGACGCCUUCCGUGUUUUUGAUAAACACAACAGAGGCUAUAUUUGUGCGUCGGAUCUGAGGGCUGUACUGCAAUGUUUGGGCGAAGAUCUCUCGGAGGAAGAGAUUGAGGACAUGAUUAAAGAAGUUGAUUCUGAUGGUGACGGUCGCAUUGACUUCUUGGAAUUCGUGAGGGCACUCGGCGAGCCUGAGGACGCCUGUGACGAUGAAGACGACGAGGAGACAACCGAUGGCACGGACGUUCCGCUGCAGAGACCAAUCAUUGCAAACUAACUGCUGCUACAAUUUUACUUGACGAGAAAAAUACGCAAUUAAUAUUAAAUGUUUUUAAUAAAACGUAAAUAGUUUCGCAAUCAUUCGUAGUUUCUUAAAUUAGUACGGAUUGCAGAUGUUUUUAAUUAAUUACUACCUACCGACAUAGGUCUCAUAGGUGGUAAUAAACUUCUUCUAAAACUAAUGAGGUAUCCAACAGCAAACAGCUAUAGAUAUGUAUUAGUAUGGGUAGACAAAAGCAAGGAUUUGCAAACAAAGAGUAUUCUAGAGACAAUCCGAGAGCCCAGCGAAUAUCAUUGUCAGAAAAGAAGGAUACAAUG
Achroia grisella is the source of this 1331-nucleotide messenger RNA. RefSeq names its product calcium-binding protein 4-like. Lineage: Eukaryota; Metazoa; Arthropoda; Insecta; Lepidoptera; Pyralidae. Gene Ontology annotation, molecular function: enzyme regulator activity; calcium ion binding. The record is from RefSeq and is a predicted model, not a curated record. Bases 1 to 1011 code for a protein of 336 amino acids. The transcript is spliced from 8 exons.